AUGAGGAAGACAGUUUUUGGCAAGUGGUGUAAAUUUGCAAGGGAACGGAGGUUCUGGAACGCUGUUGGAAAAGAGACUGUGCAGACAACAGAAGACCAGAUCUUGAAAAGGGAUAUGCCACCAGCAUUUAUCAAAGUGGAGAACGCCUGCACCAAACUAGUUCGGGCAGCCCAGAUGCUGCAAGCAGAUCCCUAUUCAGUACCAGCUCGUGACUAUCUAAUUGAUGGAUCAAGAGGCAUUCUUUCUGGAACGUCAGACUUACUCCUGACCUUUGAUGAAGCAGAGGUCCGUAAAAUCAUCCGUGUCUGCAAAGGAAUAUUGGAAUAUCUGACUGUGGCGGAAGUAGUAGAGACUAUGGAGGAUUUGGUGACAUACACAAAGAACCUAGGGCCAGGCAUGACAAAGAUGGCCAAAAUGAUUGAUGAGAGACAACAGGAAUUAACUCAUCAGGAACAUCGGGUUAUGCUAGUGAACUCCAUGAAUACAGUGAAGGAGCUAUUGCCAGUACUUAUUUCAGCUAUGAAGAUUUUUGUAACCACGAAAAACUCUAAAACCCAGGGAAUAGAAGAGGCAUUGAAAAAUCGCAAUUUCACAGUAGAGAAAAUGAGUGCUGAGAUAAAUGAAAUAAUCCGUGUAUUACAGCUUACUUCCUGGGAUGAAGAUGCCUGGGCAAGCAAGGACACUGAAGCCAUGAAAAGAGCUUUAGCUUUAAUAGAUUCAAAGAUGAACCAGGCAAAAGGUUGGCUGAGAGAUCCAAAUGCACCUCCAGGGGAUGCUGGUGAGCAAGCAAUAAGGCAGAUCCUUGAUGAAGCUGGGAAAGCGGGAGAACUGUGUGCUGGCAAAGAACGCAGAGAGAUUCUGGGAACAUGCAAAACACUGGGCCAGAUGACUGACCAACUGGCUGACCUCAGAGCUAGAGGACAGGGUGCUACGCCCAUGGCUAUGCAGAAGGCGCAGCAGGUGUCGCAAGGUCUGGAUUUGCUCACUGCAAAAGUGGAGAACGCAGCCCGCAAAUUGGAGGCCAUGACAAACUCUAAGCAGGCAAUUGCUAAGAAGAUUGAUGCUGCUCAGAACUGGCUUGCAGAUCCUAAUGGGGGCUCUGAAGGAGAAGAACAUAUUCGGGGAAUUAUGGCUGAAGCCAGGAAAGUGGCAGAAUUGUGUGAGGAGCCUAAAGAAAGAGAUGAUAUCCUUCGUUCCCUGGGGGAAAUCUCUGCUUUGACAGCCAAGCUGUCAGAUCUGCGGCGACAUGGGAAAGGUGACUCUCCUGAGGCCCGUGCGUUGGCUAAGCAAAUAGCUACGUCGCUUCAGAAUUUACAGUCCAAAACAAACAGGGCUGUAGCAAAUACUAGGCCCGUUAAAGCAGCUGUCCAUUUGGAGGGCAAGAUUGAGCAAGCUCAAAGGUGGAUAGACAAUCCUACAGUUGCGGAUCGGGGAGUAGGCCAGGCAGCAAUUCGGGGUCUGGUUGCGGAGGGCCGUCGUUUGGCCAACGUCAUGAUGGGACCUUAUCGUCAAGACCUUCUUGCCAAGUGUGACCGUGUAGACCAACUGGCGGCUCAGCUAGCUGACCUCGCAGCGAGAGGGGAGGGAGAAUCGCCUCAGGCCAGGGCAGUUGCUGCUCAGCUGCAGGACUCACUGAAGGAUCUUAAAGCUCGGAUGCAAGAGGCAAUGACUCAAGAGGUUUCUGAUGUUUUUAGUGACACCACAACACCUAUUAAAUUGUUAGCGGUAGCAGCCACUGCUCCCUCCGAUGCUCCCAACAGAGAGGAGGUGUUUGAUGAAAGAGCAGCAAACUUUGAGAACCAUGCUGCUAGGCUGGGAGCGACGGCGGAAAAAGCAGCCGCGGUUGGAACUGCAAAUAAAACUACUGUGGAGGGCAUUCAGGCCACGGUGAAAUCAGCAAGGGAACUUACCCCGCAGGUGGUGUCAGCUGCUCGCAUCCUCCUCAGAAAUCCUGGAAAUCAAGCUGCUUAUGAACAUUUUGAGACCAUGAAAAACCAAUGGAUUGAUAAUGUAGAGAAAAUGACAGGGUUGGUGGAUGAAGCCAUCGAUACUAAAUCUCUGCUGGAUGCGUCAGAAGAGGCCAUUAAGAAAGAUCUCGAUAAGUGUAAAGUUGCCAUGGCCAACAUGCAACCUCAGAUGCUGGUGGCUGGUGCCACCAGCAUCGCUCGACGGGCGAACCGCAUCCUACUGGUAGCGAAACGGGAGGUUGAAAAUUCAGAGGACCCUAAAUUCCGGGAGGCUGUUAAAGCAGCCUCUGAUGAGCUAAGCAAAACCAUAUCGCCAAUGGUAAUGGAUGCGAAAGCUGUGGCAGGAAACAUUUCUGAUCCUGGUUUGCAGAAAAGUUUCUUGGAUUCUGGAUAUAGAAUUCUGGGAGCUGUGGCCAAAGUCAGAGAAGCCUUCCAGCCUCAGGAACCAGAUUUUCCUCCUCCUCCUCCUGACCUUGAGCAGCUUCAUCUGACUGAUGAGCUUGCUCCUCCAAAACCACCACUUCCGGAAGGUGAGGUUCCCCCACCCAGACCACCACCACCUGAAGAAAAGGAUGAAGAGUUCCCAGAGCAGAAAGCAGGAGAAGCGAUUAAUCAGCCCAUGAUGAUGGCUGCCAGGCAGCUGCACGACGAAGCCCGGAAGUGGUCUAGCAAGGGUAACGACAUCAUCGCUGCCGCUAAACGAAUGGCACUGCUCAUGGCAGAGAUGUCACGCCUGGUGAGAGGAGGGAGUGGAAACAAGCGUGCCCUUAUCCAGUGUGCAAAGGAUAUUGCCAAGGCGUCGGACGAAGUCACCCGGUUAGCCAAAGAGGUGGCGAAGCAGUGCACUGACAAGCGCAUCAGAACAAACCUCUUGCAGGUGUGUGAGCGAAUCCCCACCAUCAGUACGCAACUGAAAAUCCUCUCCACUGUCAAGGCUACCAUGCUGGGCAGAACUAACAUCAGCGACGAAGAGUCGGAACAGGUGAGAGGUGUAAAAAUCGGCGUCGCGUGGGGCUGUCGAUGA
This is a messenger RNA of Eurypyga helias (sunbittern), 2991 nucleotides long. It is a transcript of the gene VCL, whose product is annotated as vinculin. Gene Ontology annotation, cellular component: actin cytoskeleton. The record is from RefSeq and is a predicted model, not a curated record. Gene Ontology annotation, biological process: cell adhesion. Lineage: Eukaryota; Metazoa; Chordata; Aves; Eurypygiformes; Eurypygidae. The transcript is spliced from 20 exons. Gene Ontology annotation, molecular function: structural molecule activity; actin filament binding. The coding region runs from base 1 to 2991 and encodes 996 amino acids.